Stylonychia lemnae is the source of this 1173-nucleotide messenger RNA. Lineage: Eukaryota; Ciliophora; Spirotrichea; Sporadotrichida; Oxytrichidae. The record is from the annotation of a GenBank genome assembly.
AUGUCUUACGAUCUCUAAUAGAAUAAAGCAUUAUGGACUUUUAAGAAACAAGAUGAUAAUAUCAUAGAAUCAAUCAAGAUAAAUUCACCAAGCUUAUCUAUCAUCAUUUUCGACUAAAAUAAGAUCUUUCUUUACUUAGAAAAGUAAACUGGCAUGUUUAAAGCUUAAUUUUAGAUUACUUAUGAAUGGCUUUAUGACCCAUUUAUAAUGAUAUAUGACAAGAAUGGAAAUGGAUACCUAGCAUCAAAUGGAAAUGAUGUGACAAAUAAGGUAACUGUAACAUUUUUUCUAAGAGUUUGUCUGCCAGAUUAAGAUACAUUUAAUUUGUACAUUGCCACAGUUGAAGAUUUUUUGACAAAUCCAAAGUAAAUGAAGUUCAGAGGAAUAUAAGCUUAUCCUUAUAUAUAUUCUGAUUAUCGAUCCGUAGUAAAUAAAAGCAAUGGAAAAUACUAUAUGCAUGGUUUGGUCUAUCAAGAAAAUGGCAUUUUCCCUCAAGGAUUUAUUAACGAAUAUAAAGUUGACCCCUCCUGUAAUUAUUAAUAACCGUUCUUAGAAAGCGCAACAUUUAGCCUCGUUGAGUUGAAUUUAGAUCUAAGUAAAGAAACAAAUUUUUACUUUGAACUCCAGGUUUUAAUAACCUAAUAGUCAGUGGGUUCAAUUACUAGAAUCAUCAAUACUAAAGUUUAAUCACUAUUUCUAGACAUCUCAUCCUUCAAAAAUGUGUUUAACAAUAAAAAACCUUGCCAAUUUUAAUUUUAAGGAUUGAGCUAAUAUGUAGAAACUCCUCCAUCUAUAAUUGAACCUUUGAAAUGCUUCACAGGUAUUAACUGUGAGUAAUUUCUGGGUAUAUAUCAGUUAAAAAUGCCAUGUAAAAAUUCAAACUCUACUUUAGUAAUGAAUUUUUUCAAUAAAGAGAAAAAUGGGUUGUGGUAUCAUGAGCAGAAAACCUUCUCUUAAUCUAGCAUAGUCACUUUAGUAAAAAUGAAAUUUAAUGAAAGUUCUCAGCAUUAAUAGGAAAAUGGAAUAUAGUAUGAAUAUUAAAAUAUAGUAACUCUAGGGUCAUAGGAAGAUCUUAUUAUUAGUUCAAGCUUUAAAUUGAUGAUUUAAGUAUACUGGCCUUGUGAAAUAGCAAAGGUUAACUCUAGUAAACCUUAGAAUAUAUACUUUUAAUGA